This is a messenger RNA of Oryzias latipes (Japanese medaka), 1548 nucleotides long. The record is from RefSeq and is a predicted model, not a curated record. Lineage: Eukaryota; Metazoa; Chordata; Actinopteri; Beloniformes; Adrianichthyidae.
GUUCCUGGCUGUGAUCGGAGAGAUUGAAGGGAAGGGGCCGGGCCCAUAGCGGGGAAAUGGCGAGUAUGGUUCACGAAGACGGGCGUGGAGGGGCUACAGAGAACUCCGAGCCGCAGGGACCGGGCCGGGGCGCGGUGAGGUGGGGUCCACAGCACGCCGGUGCUCAAGAACUAGCCAACUUGUACUCGCCGGGCAAAAGGCUUCAGGAAUGGAUCAGCGUCGUGCUUUGCUUCUCUCUUAUGGCCUUCAACUUCAUUCACCUUCUUGCCAAUUUCCAUUUGGGACACUCGUGGUCCAUCCUGCUGGCCAUUGUCGCAGGAAUACUCACUGCCGACUUUGCAUCCGGAAUGGUUCAUUGGGGGGCUGACACGUGGGGAUCUGUUGACCUGCCCAUCUUUGGAAAGGCUUUCAUACGCCCCUUCAGGGAGCACCACAUCGACCCCACGGCCAUCACGCGCCAUGACUUCAUCGAGACCAAUGGGGAUAACUGCAUGCUGACUCUUCUCCCUCUUGCAAACAUGGCCUUCAACUUUCUCACCCUCUCCCCUGCUGAGAUUUACCAUAACUACCCGUGGUACUGCUACUUGUUUGCACUGGCCAUUUUCGUGACUCUGACCAAUCAGAUUCAUAAGUGGUCUCACACGUACUUCGGCCUUCCCCGCUGGGUGGUGUUCCUGCAGGACUGCCAAAUCAUCCUGCCCCGCAAGCACCACCGCAUCCAUCAUGUCUCCCCUCAUGAGACGUACUUCUGCAUCACCACUGGCGUGAAAGUUCCCCGCAAUUUCCGUCUGCUGGAGGAGCUGGAGGAAGGACAGAAAGGUGUGGGUGACGGAACAGUGAGCUGGGGCCUGGAGGAUGACGAGGACAUGACCUUAACGCGGUGGAGAGGGGUGAUCCUAGGUCCUCCAAGGACGAGCUAUGAAAACAGGAUGUACAAUCUGAAGGUUGAAUGUGGGCCCGGUUACCCAGAGUCUCCACCGUUUGUCAGAUUUGUGACAAAGAUAAACUUGAAUGGUGUGCACAACUCCAAUGGUGUGGUUGACAUGCAUGCAGUGACUGCUCUGGCCAAGUGGCAGAACUCCUACAGUAUCCGCAUGGUGCUGCUGGAGCUCAGGCGGCUCAUGACCUGCAAGGAGAACAUGAAACUUCCUCAGCCGCCAGAGGGCCAGAUCUACACCAACUGAAAAACUGUUGCUGUUUUUGCCUCUACUUUUUUCUCUUCUUCCUUCCGUCUGACUAUCCUUCCUCUGUGUUUUCGCUAUCAUCCCUUUCAUUUGCGACACUCCACUUCUCACCAUCAGACAUAGCUGAAGACCAGUACAGUCAGACCUACAUUUACAUACACACUCAUCCGCAUGCACACACACACACACACACACACACACAUUCCAUGGUGGCCAUUCCAGUUCCUGCCCCCUCCUCUUUUUCAUCUGUGGCCCUCUGUGGACUCACUCUAGAGAUGAUCAUUUGAAAUCUGUACAUCUUUUUACUUUUUGUUUGUUCAAAAAUGCGGAUUGUACAUUAACAUAAAUAAUCUUACUGAGUGUU